AAGCUUUUCUCAGCCGCCCUGGGGUGUUACCUUACAAAGAUGAGUCAUUGAUGUCAUUCGUAUUUAUAUAUUUAUCAUUUACCACAGCUAUGAAACACACAGAAGAACAUCACAUUGCUGACCACAACUGAACCAAACAAUCUUCUAUUGUUGGCUGAGCACUGCUGCACACUGCCAUGCUAGUUGACCUUACCUCACAGCAUAAGGAUAAACACCGCUCUUUCAAAAGUUAUUCUCUUGGGUGGAAUACUCCCAGAGCAUAAUGGAGCAACAGGGACUUCCUAUAAUUUAUCACCUAUCUAAAGGUAGAUGCGGAAGCAAUCACAGAUUUCAAACAUUUAAUGAACAAACAGACAAAAAACAAAGACACAGUAACAUGAGGCAAAAUACUGUGGCAAAACUAAACAUCGAGGCGUGGACAAAAGCAUGGAUCGACAAUUACGUGAGACAAAGAAGCAGUGCAAAUAGUGACUAUAUAUAUACAUAUGAGUGCUCGUUAAACAAAAACGUGAUACAGGUGCAGGUGAUCAUGUGACAGUAAUAUGGUGCAGUGGCUGCUGGGAAAUGAAAUCCAGAGUUACCUCCUUGAUAUAUGACAGAGGUGUGUGCAUUUUAUAUUAGCGAAAAUUGGAUGCAAUGUUAUGUUGCUUUAAAUACCAUAAAGGAACACAAGAAUAAUGAAAUGUUGUUUGUUGUAGACAUUGAUUUGCAUUAUGCCCGUAUUUCACUUCCAAUGCAGCAAUACUGGGUUAUAAACCACAACAGAAAUAGAUCUAGCAAAACCAGGAACUGUUUUAGUUUUCCCUUGAUGAAAGAACUUAACUGUCAAAACAUAUACUUUGCCUAAUAAAAAAUUACAUUUUGAACAUUGACUUCAUUUCUUAUAAAUAUGAUGUUCUUUAUUAGGGUAUACAAUUAUACAGUAUUUUGUUUGAAAGUUUUCUUGGAAUAGGCUCCGGAUCCACUGUGACCCUGAUCAGGAUAAAGCACUUACUAGAUAUGAAUGAUGAAUGAUACACAGUGCUGAGGGAGUGAAAUGAAUUGUAGAACCCCAGUCCACAUCUCAGUCACAUCUGACAAUUGAUCACACCCUCCACUGUCACGUGAAUGCUGCAUUGAAAUAUAAAAAGCCCACUUCCUUUCUGUGAACUUAAAUAUCAGCAGGGCACAUGCAACAGUUCCUUUCUAUCAUUUUCAGACCUUAGUGAGUUCAGUUUAACUCUGAGACACUGAUAAGUGCAUUAUUUAAUUUAACUUUUUAGCUGUUGGCUAUAUAUUUUCUCACCACUUGGGGUUACUACUAUGAACACAGGUUAAGACUCUAAUGAAAAGUAGUAGUGAGGUAAGGAAAUGGACACUUAUGAAAAUUGUGACUUCUCCAAAAGGAAUAACAGUGAAAACCGUAAUUCUCCAACAGACGAAGAAACAGAGGAUGAUUACGAGAAUACGCAGCAAUGGCGUCCAAAGCCCAAACAAUGCACCGCUUCAUCAGUCAGAUUUGACUACAAGAUCAUUAUACUUGUUCUUGGUCUUCUCCUAAUGCUUGGUGCUUUAACGUCACUCUGUGCUAUAGGGAUCUUGUAUCACAGAAAAGUUGUUUCCAGUGAGAAACUAAGUGAGAAGUAUAAGAAUGCCACAGCCACACUGAUGGUGCUAGAAGACAAAGCCAAUGAGACAGAACAACUGUAUGAAAUGCUGAAGAUGAAGUAUCAGGAAGUUCAUGAACGUCUCUUUGCAUGUAAUGGAUGGAAGUCACUUGGUUUAAAGUGUUACUACUUCUCCACUGAGAAACUGAACUGGAUACGGAGUCGAGAUAACUGUGUGGGGAAAGGAGGUCACCUGGUGAUUAUAACCAGCCAAACUGAACAGAAUUUUGUAUCUUCACAAAUUGGAGAAACACACUGGAUUGGCCUGAAUGACUUGGAGACUGAGGGAAAGUGGAUGUGGGUGAACAACCAGCCCUUAAAGGAGACGGAUGUAAAGUUCUGGUUUAGCACUCCAGAGGGACCAAAUGAACCUGAUAACUGGCAAAAUGAGGACCCUUCUGGAGAGGACUGUGCUGCGCUGGGGCAUGAGAUUGGUGACAUAAAUAAAUGGUUUGAUGCUUCUUGCCGUAAGCAGAAACGAUUCAUCUGUGAAAAGUAAAAAAAAAUUAAAAUAUUUUCACUUUUUUUUUUUUUUUUUGCAUUUUUAUGUGAUUAUCUAAGAUUGUUCAAACCUCUAGACCAUUAGAAGAUGGUAUGAGAUCAUGUAUGUGGCUUUUCUCCUGCUGCCUUGUAGAAAUUUUAACAUUUGACAAGUUUGACGAUCAUGAAUCUUAGUUUAGUAGUUCCUCUUCAGUUCUGAGUAGUGUGAAAGUUAGAGGUAAUUAUAUCUCAGUCACCUUGAAUUACUGCUACUGGACAUUUUAAAAUGACUUUGAAUCCUGAAAAUCUUCAUUAGUUCUUCAUUUCUUUUACUGUAAUUUUGUAUUAAAUAAAUAUACAGCCGGUGACAAAUUAAAGGAAAACAUGAUUCACAAGAAGAGCUUCAGUGAACCUCGCCAUAAAUUCUAUAAGUCUUCUAAACUGUACUGAACGGAUGAACACCGGUCUUCCAAAUGAUAUUCCUCCAGUUUAGCAUAACAGAGCAACAGGUUCUCCUUUCAUUUGUCAUUCAUCUGUAAGGACUAAUGCUGUGUAUAUUUACUGAUGAUUGAGUAGUGUGCAUUUUAUGUUAGGUAAAACUGGAUGUAAUGUGAAGUUGCUUUGAAUAACCAUUAAAGAAAAUGUUAGAAUUAAUAAAAAAAAAUUACAUGGCUUAAAAAUAUAAUGUGUGUUAUUUAUUAUAAAUGAUGGUUUGCAUUAUGGCAGUGUUUUACUUCCAGUACAGCAAUAGUGGGUUAUCUUUGGUUUACUGUCACUUGAUGGAGAUUGCCAAUCACAGAUGAUCCAGCAAGAAACUGUUACAGUUUACUGUUUAAAUUACCUGUUAAAUAAUAAGAGUCUUCAGCUUAUCUUUAGAGAAAUCAGACACAUCUGGAAAUUGAAACCUCUUACUUGUGCUUCCCCUUUCUCUAGUAUCAUGUCACACAGACUGCAGAUUACAGUUUUUUACGAUUGCUUACACACUCAAAUUAAAAAUAAGAAGCAAAACCUCAGCCCAGAUCUGCACAACUAUAAGCACACAGCCUCACACUUUUUGCAAAACACUAAACACACUUCUCUACAUUAGACACAGAAAUCUAACACAAUGUCACUUCUUUGCCAUUUCAAGGCACUGCUUUCCAAUAUACCGCACCUACUAACCAACUGAUCAAACACAGCCAACAGGUGUACAGACACUUGGGCGAUUAAUUGUCAACUCAGCAAUCAGGCAUAAACACUAUAUAAAGACAGCAGGUAAAGGGAACUCCACGCUGUGAUAGCGUAACACUAUGGGAGUGCCCUCGAACGCAACUGGCAUCUGAAGCUUGUGUAAAAUCAUGCCUAUUUAAAGGCCUUCAGUGAUCAGGUGACGUGGCAUUUAAGUGCAUCGUGUGAUAUAUAUAUGGCACCUGUGAACCAUGCCGUCAGCCUUAUUUUCUUCAGCGAGAAUGCACGUCAGUUGUUUGUGUAAAGAAACAAAAAGAUGCUUAAUUUCCUCUCUAUCUUUUCUCAAAAUCUCUGGACUUUAAAAAAAAGAGAAGGAAAAAAAGGAAUGAGUGAGAGAGAAAAAUAUGAGUAAGAGAAUUCAGGAAGUGUGUUACGCCUUGCUCAUCACGGGGAAUAGUGCACACUUUCUGUGUGAAGUGUCUUGGGUUGGAGCAUGCGACGUUAGCCCUCGAGAGGUCUGACUGUGCAUUGUAAUGCCUACAUUAGGCAGCUCUGCUCAUGACUCGCUCUCUUCUCGGAAGGCGAAGCAAGUUGGGUUU
Ictalurus punctatus (channel catfish) is the source of this 3892-nucleotide messenger RNA. RefSeq names its product C-type lectin domain family 6 member A. The coding region runs from base 1351 to 2145 and encodes 264 amino acids. The record is from RefSeq and is a predicted model, not a curated record. NCBI's taxonomy places the organism in Eukaryota, Metazoa, Chordata, Actinopteri, Siluriformes, Ictaluridae. The transcript is spliced from 8 exons.